UGCUGGGCGUCCUGCUGAUUGAGGUGGUAUCAUAGGGUGGUAUCCAUAUAGGCUGUAAGGUAACGUUACUUGCUGAAGUACUUCAGUUUAGGUAAAGGUACUGCAGGAAAAGUUGAGUGAGAGACCCUGAUGGUGUGAGUUUGAUCAACGAGUACACGUUUACAUUUAGUUAAAGACGGUUAUAGGUUUUUAAUCCAUCACCGGCUGCGGAACCGAAGACUCUUUCGACACAGCUAACAUAAUCUGCGCAUUCUUCAAGUUGACUGACUGUCGAGUUGGCAAAGAUGUUUCAGAUAAAGAGGAUCUGCUGCAUUGGGGCGGGGUAUGUAGGAGGCCCGACAUGCAGUGUGAUCGCCCACAUGUGUCCAGAGAUCACGGUGACCGUUGUGGACGUCAAUGAGUCUCGCAUCAAAGCCUGGAACUCAGACACUCUGCCCAUAUACGAGCCGGGUCUGAAAGAAGUGGUUGAAUCAUGCAGAGGGAGAAAUUUGUUUUUCUCCACAGACAUAGACCCAGCCAUCAGGGAUGCAGACCUUGUGUUCAUCUCUGUCAACACCCCAACUAAGACCUAUGGGAUGGGCAAGGGUCGUGCAGCUGACCUUAAGUUCAUCGAGGCGUGUGCUCGGCGGAUUGUCGAGCAGUCUGAUGGCUACAAGAUCGUCACAGAGAAGAGCACCGUCCCUGUUCGAGCGGCUGAGAGCAUUCGUCGGAUAUUUGAUGCCAACACCAAGCCCAGCCUCAACCUACAGGUGCUUUCCAACCCAGAGUUCCUUGCAGAAGGAACAGCAGUGCGGGAUCUGAAGGAGCCAGACCGUGUCCUGAUUGGUGGAGACGAAACAGCUGAAGGUCAGAGGGCAAUCAAAGCGCUGUGUGCCGUCUAUGAACACUGGGUCCCUAAAGAUCGCAUCAUCACCACCAACACAUGGUCGUCCGAGCUGUCCAAACUGGCAGCCAAUGCCUUCCUGGCCCAGCGGAUCAGCAGCAUCAACAGCAUCAGCGCUCUGUGCGAGGCCACCGGGGCCGACGUGGAGGAGGUGGCCAAGGCCAUCGGGAUGGACCAGAGGAUAGGGAGCAAGUUUCUGAAAGCCAGCAUAGGUUUUGGUGGAAGCUGUUUCCAGAAGGAUGUGCUGAAUCUGGUUUACCUGUGCGAGGUCCUCAAUCUGCCUGAGGUCGCCUCCUACUGGCAGCAGGUGAUCGACAUGAACGAGUACCAAAGGCGGAGGUUUGCCUGCAGGAUCAUUGACUGCCUCUUCAACACCGUUACUGGAAAAAAGAUUGCUUUGCUGGGCUUCUCCUUCAAAAAAGACACGGGUGACACAAGGGAGUCAUCCAGUAUCUACAUCUCUAAGUAUCUGAUGGAUGAGGGAGCCAAGCUGUUCAUCUACGACCCCAAAGUCCUCAAGGAGCAAAUCAUUUAUGACCUCUCGCAGCCCAACAUCUCCGAGGACAACCCACAGAGAGUGUCGGAUCUGGUGACGGUGACCACUGACCCGUAUGAGGCCUGCCAGAUGGCCCAUGCGUUGGUCAUCUGCACCGAGUGGGACAUGUUUAAGGAGCUAGACUAUGAGAAGAUUUACAAGAAGAUGCUGAAGCCGGCCUUUAUAUUUGACGGCCGCAGAGUGCUGGACCAUCUCCACGCUCAGCUCCAGAACAUUGGCUUCCAGGUCGAGACCAUCGGUAAGAAAGUGGUCGCAUCACGGAUUCCUUACACCCCCGCCGCAGCCAUUUGUCGCAGCAUCCCCGCCCCUGAACCUCCCACCAAGAAAGCCAAAGUCUAAACCUCCCUCACCUCCACACCCAACACAUUCCUCCGUUAACCUUUAUAUUUCAUUCAGGUCCCCCUCAUUUUCCAUGCCUCAUUUAAAUAAAUUUAAAAAAAGAGCGUGACCAGCUGCUCCCUGCAGUCGGUCUGAGAGGAGGUCGAGCCUUUAGAACAAAUGUGUGUGAAUGUGACCCAAAAAGAGUUUGGGUCUGUAGAAAGGGGAUAAAGCAAUGAUAAACGGUUUUAUUUUUAAGUCAAAUAGCAAUGAAAACAUUUUAGAUGCAGUUAUACAUGCACUGUCUACUUUCUUACAGCAUUUACUAUGUAAUCAAGUAUUGUUGCUAAAUUGCAAUACAAUUUUUAUAAAAGUAUUUUUAUAAAUCAUCUGACUGUAAGUUAAUCAGUAUUGUCCUCUGUAUCAGUGACUUUUUUACUACAAUAAAAUGUGACAUCUCCUUAAUGUGUGCCGGAUUAUUCAGAAUUGAUGGAAAGAACACAAAUAAAUGACACAUAAUU
Messenger RNA from Gymnodraco acuticeps, 2278 nucleotides. It is a transcript of the gene ugdh, whose product is annotated as UDP-glucose 6-dehydrogenase. Gene Ontology annotation, cellular component: cytosol; nucleus. Lineage: Eukaryota; Metazoa; Chordata; Actinopteri; Perciformes; Bathydraconidae. Gene Ontology annotation, biological process: glycosaminoglycan biosynthetic process. The transcript has 12 exons. Gene Ontology annotation, molecular function: NAD binding; UDP-glucose 6-dehydrogenase activity. The coding region runs from base 285 to 1778 and encodes 497 amino acids. The record is from RefSeq and is a predicted model, not a curated record.